Molecule: messenger RNA, 4125 nt
Organism: Anneissia japonica
Lineage: Eukaryota; Metazoa; Echinodermata; Crinoidea; Comatulida; Comatulidae
Exons: 2
Coding region: 640-2106 (488 amino acids)
Source: RefSeq, a predicted model, not a curated record
UGUUUGCAUUUGGAGUACUAAAUCAUGUUUAUGCCUAGGUAGGCUACACCCAGUUUCUAAUUCCUAAUACACAAAGGAAUAAAAGAGGUCUGAUACAAAAAAUAACUCUUAGCACUACAGCUAAAACCUAUUGUAGACCAACAUCAAGACAAACACCCCAUUGUGCACCCCAACUUACAAUGGUAUAAUCCAUUGUUGGGUGGCUUUUGACAGGGGUGGCUUUUAACAGGGGUAGCUUUCUUCCUACAUUCAUUUUCUGAUUAUGUCAUUUAUGAUGACUUAAUCAGAAAAUAUGGUUGGUUAAAUCAUGUAUCAUGCAUAGGAAUGUUGGCACCUGCAAGGCUCUGGUUUACUUGUUGUCAACACUGUAUAAUUUUCAAGGAUACUGAGAUUCUGUUUAUCUGUAUUUUGAAGGUUAUUUUAGUGAACUUUCCUAGGCCAGCAUACAAGCUGUUUGCUACUCAGCUAAGCACACUCAAGCCCUAUCAACAAGUUGAACAGAUAAAGCUAGGCCCAAUCCAAGUGAAACAACAAAUUGUUUAUCAGAAGCUUUCAGAAGACUUCCUGUUGUGCUGCCAAUGCACUGUGAGUGAACACAAGAGAUAGCUAUCGUACCCAUAAACAAUUAAGUACAGUUGCAUGUUCAACCUUAAAAAUAAGAAACAGCCAAAACAAAUAAAACAAAUAGAACAAAGUGAAGUUCAAACAGAAGUGGUAGUGGAAGACGUGACUCAGACAAUUACUGUCUCAAGUGACACAAUGACAGUUACUGUCUCAAAUGACACAAUUCCAUCUUCCUCACAGAUAGAGCAAAAUGAAGAGGAAGCUGUUGCAAUUGAUACUUUGCUAUCAGAAUUGUCUGCAGUCGAUGUUCAUACUUACAAGAUUCUUCCAGAAGGUUCCCAACGUCAUAGACCCCUGUUGAUUGAUAGCUCUGGCAACAAAUAUAAUAAAAAGCCAAUAGACAAAAGAACAAACUCAAAAAAAAUUACAUGGACCUGCCAUGUUCGUCGUAAAGGAGUUUGUUGUCUUGCGAAGGUGGCCCAGAUCGGUGACACUUUCAUUCCUGGCAGUCAGCCUCACAAUCAUGCUGCUGUUCUGAAAGCCAAACCCCCAAAACCAGAGAAUGUUGAAGGUGUAAAAGUUAUUCAACCAAGACACCCAAAAACCAUAAAGUUUUAUAUGAAUGGUAAACAUGUCCCAACUGAUUUCUUAAUUGCAGAUGUUGAGAUUCCCAAUGCCCGUCAUUUACUCUUCGCCACACCAGAGCAGCGUAAAAUACUUAAAAAGUCUAAAACUCUGUUUGCAGAUGUAACAUGUAAACUGAUGAGAGACCCAUUUAAGCAGAUAUUCACUCUCAGUACAUAUCUCAAGGAAGAUGAUAAUGUUAAGCAGUACAUCCUGCUAUUUGUUGUGAUGUCAAGGAAGACGACUAGUGAUUAUAUAGCAGUUUUGGAGAAAAUUGGAGAAUUAAUACCAAGGCUGAAGGUGAAGAAAGUAAUACUUGGUUAUGAUGAAGAAUUGUGGGAAGCAUUUGAUACGAUUUUUCCAGAUGUAAUUCUGCAAGGUUGCGUCUACCAUUGGACAGAGGCUGUCUACAUGCAAGUUGUUAAUCUUGGUUUAAAUUUAUCAUAUACUAUUUCAUCGCCAGUGUUCACACACAUCAAGGAACUGCUAGCACUGCCAUUUUUGCCAGCAGAGCACAUCCUCACCAUUUUUCAGGAAAUCUCAAGCAAAGCACAACCAGCACUCCUACCACUUAUUGAAUAUUUUCAAGAAAUGUGGAUGAAUAAUCCUCAGUGGCCUAUAAUCUCAUGGUGCGUUUAUGGUAUGGCUACAAGAACAAUUAAUGAUGUAGAGGGUUGGCAUCACAGGCUGGUCCCAAAAGCCAGUCUUAACCGCUUGAUUGGUCUGCUUUGGGAAGAAGCACAGCUGGUGACCCCACAGAAAAGACCUUUCAACUUUGAAAAAUUGACUCGUUAUCAAAGAAAAUGCAGAACCACAAGACAGUCAAAGUUCUUUAAACUAUGGGCCAAGUAUGAAAAUGAAGAAAUAACACUUAAUCAUUUGCUAAAACUAUGUUGUAAUCUUAAUAAUCCGUUGUAAAGCCACCUAAUGAAAGGAUGUCAAAUAAUAAUAAUUUGAGUUAUUAGAACACACCACCUAUAUAUAGCCCAGAACAAUAUUUUCACUCUUAUUGGGCACACCUAAAUGUAGCUAAAUUAUAUAUUGUUAACAUAAUUAUGUAAUCAAGGGCUUCUUGUUUUUUUUCAAAUGGGUUAUUUUCAACAAAAGAACCCAUGAUACGAUCUGAUUUCUGUAGUACAGUAUAGUAAUAAACUUUACAUUUGCUUAUUGCUGACAAUAACAUAUAUUUAGGCCAAGACAGUACAGUACUGUACACUUUAUGGUGGCAUAGCUCUGAUUUCACCUUUGUUAUACUCAAAUAAUUGUUGGCGAUCUAUAUGUGGUAUUUUGCUAACAAGGAAUACUUUACUGUAAUAAAAUUUUUCAUUUGGGAGUUGGGGGUAUAUGCACACAAGAUAUUUUUGUUGCUAGAUUCAUAUAUCUGUUUGGUUUCAUUGAAGUUGAGUCCAAUGUAUUAAAGAGCUUCCUCUGAACCUUAAGCAAUCACUUCACCACUAAGACACACCUUUUUUAAUUAUCUCUUUUUUGGAAUGACACCAUGAGCAAUGACUGUUGGAAUGGUGUCAUACUGUACUUACUGUAAAUGGAAUGAUUCAUUGAUUGACAUGUGUAUAUGCGUGUAUAAUAGUUAUUUUGGAAUAUUUCACUGUAAUUUAUGUUUUUUGGGUUGCACACAAGAUAUUUUUGUAGCUACUGUAGGUGUUUAAUUAAAUUUCAUUUUAUUUGGUUUUAUUUAAGUUCAGACCAAUCUUAGUAACAGCUAAUUAGAAUAGAGUGUAAAACAUGUUAUAUCGUCAUUGUAGACUUAUAAAAUCCGCAUACGCCUUAAAACUAAAAGAAAAUGCAUACUUUUGGAGUCCGUACUGAGCCCAAAAAAUCCGCAAUGAAAAUAUAACGUGUUGUAAACUCCAUAUCAAAUUCUUUUUCAAUCUCAUGUGUAACUAUUAUGUUUUAUCCAAAUUCUAAUAAAAUAUUCAUGCAUUAAUGAUGUAUUAUUAGUCAAAUCAACAGGAAAAUACCUCAGCCAACAAAAAAGUAAAAUUUUGAAUUGCUCAUUUAAAAGAAUCAGAUAAAUUAUUAGCUUCCAAUGAGAAACGGUUUGCGGUAGAAGCGGUUUGGCACAGCGGGAAUGGAUUGGUUUCCCAACCUAGAGGUCAGGUUUAAAUCCCUCGCUGUGCAUUUUGAUUGUGUACUUGUGCAAGGCACUUUAUCUACAUUGCUUCUCUCCACUUAGGAGUAUAAAUGGGUAGUUGGUGGGGUUGCCUGCUCCUGCACUAAUUACCAGCAACAACACUUAAAGCCUGUGGAUGCAAUGACCAGGAAAAAGAACUGUGCUUUUUAACCUAAACGAAGAGGUGGAUUAUAAAUGCCUAUAUCAUUACCAGAAACAGAUCCAAAAAAGGUAGUUUUCACCGAUUUACAAAAGUUUUACUACAAAAUAUCCUUAAAUUGAUUACCAGCCAAUUUAAGGAUCUAUGAAAUUGAGUAUAGGAAAAUUAUUUAAUUGUCUGAAAAUUGACACAGGAAUUCGUUUUCUCAUCCAAAUAUUAAUAACUUACUUGAAUACAAAUUAAGCAAUUCAAAUAAGAAAUUAAAGUUUUCAAUUUUUUAACCUCAUGAACACAAUGGAAGUACUACUGUACUGAUAAAUACUGUAUAUUGCGUGUGCUUUGUAUACAGUUGAUUAGGUUUUAACAUGGUUUACAGUUGUUGCUUUUAAAUAUACAGUAAAUGUUAAUUCAUUUGCCUUUAUUCUGUUUUCUCAAACAAAUUUAAUUCCAAAGAAUUGGAUAACAACAAUUAUCAACUACUAUUUUACUGGUUAUCAGCAUCAUUAUGCUAGGUGACAUAUUGCAAAGAACUGCUAGUAACCUUAUACCCAUACAUAGUGGCAUAACCUCAUUUACUUUAUUAUGGUAAUGAGAAUAUGUACCUCAGUGAUGUACUUGUAACCUUAAUAAAAAGCAGCCAUGUGUG